Molecule: messenger RNA, 1903 nt
Organism: Setaria italica (foxtail millet)
Lineage: Eukaryota; Viridiplantae; Streptophyta; Magnoliopsida; Poales; Poaceae
Product: dihydrolipoyllysine-residue acetyltransferase component 5 of pyruvate dehydrogenase complex, chloroplastic
Exons: 6
Coding region: 176-1561 (461 amino acids)
Biological process (GO): pyruvate decarboxylation to acetyl-CoA
Cellular component (GO): chloroplast thylakoid; chloroplast envelope; pyruvate dehydrogenase complex
Molecular function (GO): dihydrolipoyllysine-residue acetyltransferase activity
Source: RefSeq, a predicted model, not a curated record
AGGAGCGACGAGCCCAAACCUUUCCACCCGUCGUCGUCCUCGGCUAAUCCGCCGCGCCUCCGAUACUCCCAAGGCAGCGCCAGCGGCAACAACAGCAGCAGCAAGCGAGGGGCAGCCACCAUCUCAUUAGACUCCUCGCAAAGCCUCCCCGCCAGGCCCCUCUUCCCCCACCGCAAUGGCUGGCCUCCUCCAGCUCCACUCCACGCUGCUCCCCUCGGCGUCCGCGCUCCGCCGCCGUGCGGGCGCGCCAGGGCCCUCCGUGUCCCGCCGCCGAUGCCGGGUCGAGGCUAAGAUCCGGGAGAUCUUCAUGCCGGCGCUCAGCUCCACCAUGACCGAGGGCAAGAUCGUCUCCUGGACCGCCGCCGAAGGCGACCGCCUCGCCAAGGGCGACCCCGUCGUCGUGGUCGAGUCCGACAAGGCCGACAUGGACGUCGAGACCUUUCAUGACGGCUUCCUCGCCGCCGUCCUCGUGCCCGCCGGCGAGUCCGCGCCCGUCGGCUCCGCCAUCGCGCUCCUCGCCGAGUCCGAGGAGGAGAUCCCGGCCGCCCAAUCACAGGCAGCCUCCUUCUCCUCCUCUGCCCCCGCUGCCUCACCUCCGGCUCCGCAAGAAACUGCCGCCCAAGAAGCUUCUCCUCCCCCGCCACCGCCUCCUCCCCCAGCACCGGUCGCAGUCUCCGCUCCCGCGCCGCCUUCGCCGGCAGCACAAGACGGGGCGCGCGUCGUUGCGUCGCCCUACGCCAAGAAGCUGGCCAAGGACCUCGGCGUCGAUCUUUUCUCUGUCACGGGGUCAGGCCCCGGUGGGCGAAUUGUGGCCAAGGAUGUUGAGGUCGCGCUUGCUGCGCCCAAGAAGGCGGCAGCGCCUGUGGCUGCUGCACGGCCCGAUGUGCCAUUGGGUUCGACAGUGCCAUUCACGACAAUGCAGGGUGCUGUGAGCAAGAACAUGGUGGAGAGCCUUGCUGUCCCGACAUUCAGAGUCGGGUACACCAUCACCACUGAUGCUCUUGAUCAGCUCUACAAGAAAAUUAAGUCGAAGGGGGUAACAAUGACAGCACUACUGGCUAAAGCGACAGCAAUGGCGCUGGCUCAGCAUCCUGUAGUGAACUCCAGCUGCAGGGAUGGGAAGAGCUUCACAUACAACAGUAGCAUCAACAUUGCUGUCGCAGUGGCCAUAGAUGGUGGGCUGAUUACGCCUGUGCUUCAGGAUGCUGAUAAGGUUGACAUUUAUUCACUGUCAAGGAAAUGGAAGGAGUUGGUAGAUAAGGCGCGAGCGAAGCAGCUGCAGCCCCAUGAGUAUAACUCUGGCACAUUUACUCUUUCAAACCUUGGCAUGUUUGGAGUUGAUAGAUUUGAUGCAAUCUUGCCACCGGGAACUGGAGCAAUCAUGGCCGUUGGAGCAUCAGAACCAACUGUUGUUGGUACAAAAGAUGGUAGAAUUGGGAUCAAGAGCCAAAUGCAGGUCAAUGUUACUGCUGAUCAUCGCGUUAUUUAUGGAGCUGAUCUUGCCGCUUUUCUGCAAACACUCUCCAAGAUUAUUGAGGAUCCCAAGGAUCUUACAUUUUAGAUACACCUAUUGAUUGUUUUUGCCUGAACAAUCAGAACUGGGUGCUUCUCACCUGUCAGUAGAUGUGUAGAGUUUGGUCUGGUCAUGUGGAUUAGUGGAUUUAAGCUGUCACCAAUGUUAGCAUUAGGUAACUUGCUCUGGUGGUUACCUUCUCAUCAUUGGCUUGUUUUUCAAUAAAUUAUUUUCUUUUUUUCUUAAUUCAAAUAGAUGUGUAAGGAUGGGUAUAUUUAUCAUUUUACCGGAGUUUUCAUGGAUAGUUGAUUUUGCUGAGCUCAUCAAUGUACCAUAACCUUGAGAUACAAAGAAUGAAAUGUACCUUGUACCGCCCUGUGGUUGAUUUCA